GUUCGCUCGAGAUUUACCAUUCCGAUUCGAUAGGACUAGGUGAUACCAAAUCCUAAAACCUUAUUGCUGUGCGGCAUCACCAGUCCAGAAAUAUCUCGUGUGAGCGGACUAUUAGAAGUGCACCAAUUUGGUGAAGGUACACUGUGGUUUUCGUUUUGGAUAGAGCUUAUCUGGGUGAUUUUAGUUGGUGUGGUGAAUUUGUUGAUUAGCAAAAUGGGAUCUUUAGCUAGAAUAAUAGUGGACGGCUACACAGAUCUAAUGGAGAACAAGAGUGAUCCGAGAGUCAAAGAUUGGUUCCUGAUGAGUUCUCCGUUUCCUACUAUCCUUAUUUGUAUCACAUACGUUUAUUCAAUGAAGGUCUUAGGCCCUAGAAUAAUGGAGAACAGAAAACCUUUUCAGCUCAACAAAGUUCUUAUUGUUUACAACUUAUUGCAAGUUUGCAUUAGUACGUGGUUGUUUUAUGAGAGUUGUGUGACAGGCUGGUUGACUCAUUAUAGUUUCAGAUGUCAAACUGUCGACUAUUCCAAUGAUCCCAUGGCUUUAAGGAUGGCCAGAGGCUGUUGGUGGUAUUAUAUGUCGAAAUUCUCAGAAUUUUUCGAUACGCUCUUCUUUGUUCUUCGUAAGAAAAAUCGUCAAAUUUCAACUCUGCACAUUCUUCAUCAUGGAAUCAUGCCACUGUCAGUGUGGUUCGGAGUCAAAUUCACUCCUGGUGGACAUUCUUCAUUUUUCGGUUUUCUCAAUACCUUCGUCCAUAUCAUCAUGUACACUUACUACCUGCUGGCUGCUUUGGGACCUCAAUAUCAAAAGUAUCUCUGGUGGAAGAAGUAUCUCACGACAAUCCAAAUGAUUCAAUUUGUUCUCGUCGUUAUCCACGCCUUCCAGUUGGUCUUCAUAGAAUGUGAUUAUCCUAAAGCAUUUGUAUGGUGGAUCGGAGGACAUGGCUUGAUGUUUUACAUCCUCUUCUCCAAAUUCUACAAAGAAACCUACAAGGAUGACAAUAAAAAAGAGAAAGUAAAGGUUGAGGAUAAACCCACGGAGGAAUCAAUGGAUGAUGAAUUUGAAGGGCUUAGUGAAGAUGAUGAAAGAAGAUUCAAUAUAGGAAUAUGUUUUGCCACCCAAACAUCACUAUACGACGAUGAUGACAGCCUGAAAAAAAUCAAGAAAGGUUACAAGACCGAUGAUAAUACUCUCAGAAACAGAGCAUUCAUAAAUACCAUUACCACUGCAGAUUCAUAGUAUUAGUGACGAUUAUUCAUUGCUCAAUUCCCAUGUGUUUCCUAUUUGCUUUUAUCAUUUCAACGACGUAAAAAAUCCUUCAUUUCAUAUCAUUACACUUGACCUAAAGUUAUGCAGUGAAAUGCGUGAACGAAAACCAAAGAGUUAUUUUAUAGAUGCCUGAAUGAUGAUGCUUUCACUGGAGUUUCAUUUUAUACUAUAGGUACUGGUAAAUAAACUCUCCAACCAACGACGUAGGAAUGGUUGUCAUUAUUAUACCAGCAAUAAUAUACAACAACCUUUCUCACUGGGAAUUUUUGUUAUUUUAUUUUACAUUGAUUGUUUAGGAGUUUGUUCAGCUCUCUUUGUGAAAGUAAACACAAUAAAAACCAUUUUAAAUUUGGGUCCUUAAUAAACUCAUUCAGUUCAAUCAAAUGAACAUCACAAGUAGUUUAUGUGUAUUCAGGAGGUUCGAUAAAAAUCUAGCGGAGGUGAUAAUGUGUAUUAGACUUAUGUAUAUAUAAAUUUUAUAUUUAAAUAGGCAUAGUUAGACUAAGUAGGUUUGAUUAAAUAAUUCUUGAUACUU
Molecule: messenger RNA, 1801 nt
Organism: Coccinella septempunctata (seven-spotted ladybird)
Lineage: Eukaryota; Metazoa; Arthropoda; Insecta; Coleoptera; Coccinellidae
Product: elongation of very long chain fatty acids protein AAEL008004-like
Exons: 8
Coding region: 214-1236 (340 amino acids)
Biological process (GO): fatty acid elongation, saturated fatty acid; sphingolipid biosynthetic process; fatty acid elongation, monounsaturated fatty acid
Cellular component (GO): endoplasmic reticulum membrane
Molecular function (GO): fatty acid elongase activity
Source: RefSeq, a predicted model, not a curated record